UAAUUAAUUGGCAUUUAACUCACUAUAUAUAUAUAAUACUUAGCAUUUUCAGCUAGAAUCCAAACAAGUGAAAAUGGCGGAAUACAAGUUUUGGCAGAGAAGAGAGACGAGAAGCAUGAAGGUCGCCAAAACUCAGAAAGCGGCGGCGGCGGCCAGCAUUCUGGAGGCGAUCGCGCAGCUCAGCGGCGGCGCGGAGGCGGCGGAGGGGCCGAAGGUCAUGAAGAUUGUGAUGAAGAAGGAGGAUUUGAAGCAAGCGCUGGAGGCGAUUAGAGACGGACGGAGCGGCUUGGUUAGGCGAGGACCGCCGUCUACGGCGGCGGCGAUGUCGCUGGAGCAGUGGCUGAAUUUCAUGCGGCGGAGGCAGAUUCUGAGAGCCGCCGGCCAAGGGAGGGCCAGAAACCGGUCCGGUUCGUGGAGGCCGGUUAAAAGCUAAUUGUGUUUCUUAAUUGUUAUUAUAACUUUUUUUUAUAUAUAUAUAAAAUAUUACGAUAUCUCUAAGAUAAAAAGGUCAAUUUUUCGAUCUAAUACAUAAGAUUGGAAUAAGGCAUAUAAAUUAGUGCAUAGAAAUUAUAUGCUUCAAGUCACUGCUAUUACUUGCGCCGAUGUGCAUGAAUAAAUAUGUCUUCCGUUUUUAAAAAAAA
Salvia miltiorrhiza (redroot sage) is the source of this 641-nucleotide messenger RNA. RefSeq lists its product as uncharacterized. The record is from RefSeq and is a predicted model, not a curated record. The transcript is spliced from 2 exons. The coding region runs from base 74 to 433 and encodes 119 amino acids. Lineage: Eukaryota; Viridiplantae; Streptophyta; Magnoliopsida; Lamiales; Lamiaceae.